AUGGCCGCCCUAUCUUUUCUUCCUCCGCACCUCCGGUCGCACUCCGAGAGGCUCUCGCCAGAGCUCCGGACGCAGCUCAAGAGCACGGGGACCUGCUGCCACCCGCACCUGCUGACGAGGAGGGAGCGGCGGAGGAUGGUGUCCGGCCGUCUGAGCUUCGAGACCUGCCAGGGGUGCCCCGCAACGCUGAGGCUGUCGGCCCCCAGCCCCGACUUGACCGCGCUCGGGGGCCCGUACGUGAAGACCACUCUCCAGCCAAAGAAGUUCAACGGCGGAAGGCCCAUCUACCUCAACAUGGACAGCACCCUGGGCCUGGAGAGCCAACCAAUAUACCUGUACUUCAUGCAGGAGCGUCUGGCCUGGGUGAUCGGACUUGACUACAGCACCAAUUUCGUCAUGGGGUUUGCUGGCAUGGAAGCCCAAUGCCCCAGGGAUACGAAGUAUUGGUCGUUCCACAACGGGUCAGGCUUUGUGAGAAAGCACUUCGACAUCAAGGGCGAAGAGAACGGGUACAACGCCCCGAAGGACACAGACCAUAUUGCUUGGAACGUGCAUGCGCGCAGGUGGGAACGCGAGACGACAGUCUGGGAAAAUGGCCGGUUAGAAAGCGUGAACGUGACUGACGAUGAUGAUGCCUGGAGAGACGGCGAGAGCAAUGUGACCGCGGCCAGAGAGGAGGAGGUUGCAGGUGCCGCCGAGAAUCAGGACACCGACGUCUUGAACAUCACGACCGACGCCGUCGAGAUGGACGACGAGAACGCCACAGAGAACGAGGAGGACGGCGACGCGGCCGAGAGAGAGACGACCGGGGUCGGCGAGAGGGCCGGGGAGAAUGCCUCCGGGGCGGAGCAGGGCAGGGGCCCGAGGCGCGGCGCCUCCCUGAUGCAGACGUCGUGGUGAGGAGGGGCCGUGCACCGGGCACCUCGGGCGCUCCGCCGCCCAACAACCAGGCUUUCCCGGGGGCGUGGCUGCCUGCUCCGCCUAUGGACGAGACCCUCUAUGUCGUUCUCUUCUUCUCCUCUCCGCGUUCAGCUUUGUCUUCGGCUUCGGCUAUAUUUGGCCUUCAGCCUGUCUGUACUCUUCAACUCUCACUCCAGUUUCUCCAGAGGGUGCACUGCGGAGCGUCUCCUGGCCAGCACCCUUGAGUCGGUAUGUUUCCGCACGGGCGGCCAGCUCACCCGAAUCUUUCUUUUCUGUUCGCGUGGGUGCCUCCCUCCCCCACUCCGCCAUCUGUCGAUACCCUGCAUCGCACAGGCGCUGGGGAUGCGGCCGCCAGAGUGUAUACCUCCAGCUGAACGACCCAUCUGCAGAGUCUCCGGAUUCGAGCAGGUUGCGGAGUUCCGCUUGAGCAGGGUACGUCCAUCGAUUGCCUAUUUAUUAAGUUAUACUCACUUUUGCUUCUAGUGGCGAGCCAAAUCGUCGUGCAAGGUGCGCUCUUUACUUGCGAGUGCAAGGGUCGUGCAGCUUUGGGUGCCCGGGUGCCCGAGACGUUGGAGCGGCUGGCUAACCAACACGGGUUGAGAAGGAGCCCGGGCGCAGGCGAGUGGAGCA
Messenger RNA from Prorocentrum cordatum, 1551 nucleotides. Lineage: Eukaryota; Dinophyceae; Prorocentrales; Prorocentraceae. The record is from the annotation of a GenBank genome assembly.